AUGCCCAUCACCACUCACUCGGCCGCUUCAGCAGCGCGCAGGGCGGCUGCAUCGUCGUCCCGGCCAUCGCUCGCCCGUUGCCUCGCGACUGUCCGCGACUCGCCGGCAAAGCCAGAGAAGGCGCCCACAGCCGUUGUGAUGCUGAACAUGGGCGGCCCUUCAACCAUCCCCGAGGUUGGCGACUUCCUCUCCCGCCUGUUUCACGACAACGACCUGAUCCCUCUGCCUAUGCAGUCUGUCUUUGCGCCAUUCAUCGCGCAGCGGAGGACGCCAAAGAUUGAGGAGCAGUACAAGGAGAUUGGUGGCGGGUCGCCCAUUCUCAAGUGGACGCGGGCGCAGGGCGAGGCCAUGUGCGCGCUGCUCGACGAGCUCAACCCCGGAUCGGCGCCACACAAGCCCUACGUCGCGUUCCGGUACGCGCAGCCGCUCACCGAGACGUGUCUGGAUGAGAUGAAGGCCGACGGCGUGACCCGCGCUGUGGCCUUCACGCAGUACCCUCAGUACUCGUGCUCGACGACCGGGUCGUCGCUCAACGAGCUGUACCGCGUCGCGAAGAAGCAGGGCUACGGCGCGACUGGCGACGUUGAGUGGAGUGCGAUCGACCGCUGGCCGGCCGACCAGGGCCUCGUCAAGGCGUUCGCCCACAACAUUCGCGCCGCGCUCCAGGCGUACCCCGAGGACAGGAGAAAAGAUGUCGUCUUGCUGUUCUCGGCGCACUCGCUCCCGAUUGAGAUUGUCAACCGUGGUGACCCGUACACCCCCGAGGUCGCGGCCACCGUCUACGCUAUCAUGCAGGAGCUCGGCUUCUCCAACCCGUGGCGCCUGACGUGGCAGUCCAAGGUCGGCCCCAAGGCGUGGCAGGGCCCGCAGACGGCCAAGGCGAUCGAGGGGCUGGCCAAGCUCGGCAAGAAGGACAUUUGCCUUGUGCCCGUGGCCUUUACCUCGGACCACAUUGAGACGCUGUUCGAGCUCGACAUUGAGGUCAAGGAGGACGCCGAGAAGCUUGGUGUGCACCUCACGCGUGCCGAGUCGCUCAACGACUCGCCGAUCUUUGCCCGUGCCCUUGCCGACAUUGUGAGCAAGCACCUCAACGACUAUGACGCUGGCAAGAUUGGCGCUGCGAGCGCACAGCUCGAGCUCAGGUGCCCCGGGUGCACGAGCCCGAAGUGCGCGCGGACGAAGAGCUGGCUCGCGCGCGGUGGCAAGGAGGCCGAGGCGUAG
Messenger RNA from Vanrija pseudolonga, 1221 nucleotides. RefSeq names its product Ferrochelatase, mitochondrial (gene fech). Gene Ontology annotation, cellular component: mitochondrion. Bases 1 to 1221 code for a protein of 406 amino acids. NCBI's taxonomy places the organism in Eukaryota, Fungi, Basidiomycota, Tremellomycetes, Trichosporonales, Trichosporonaceae. The transcript is spliced from 5 exons. Gene Ontology annotation, biological process: heme biosynthetic process. Gene Ontology annotation, molecular function: protoporphyrin ferrochelatase activity. The record is from RefSeq and is a predicted model, not a curated record.